UCCAGUGUAAACGAAGUCAUAGCUUAUAAAAAAAAUAAUAAGCCCUAAUUUUAAAUUUUCAUUUACAAAAUAUUACAAAAAAAUAAUACCUGAAUCAAGAUUUGAGUUUCUUAUUUGUGAUUUAACAAACACUUUUCUCAGAUACUUAUAGUCAUAAAUAUAACCUUGUACAGCAACCUUUAAGUAUACGACAUACGUAAGCUAUUUUUUUUCUUAACAAAUUGUUACUCAAUAUUUAUCUGGAAAGUUGAAAUAACAUUAUUGUCACUGAGUUAAAAUUCAAAUCAUAUAACUCAAAUUUCUACCUGUUUCUAGAAUGCUAAGCGAUAAAUCAAAUACUUACAAACUGUCUGAGGAGCAAAAACAAUUCUAUGAAGACAAUGGAUACUUGGUUAUUAAGGAAUUAUUUGAUUUUGGAACACUUUAUAACUUGAAGAAAAGGUUCCAACAAAUAUGUAGAGGAAUCGUUGACAACGGGAACAUGCCUGUGUUUAAGGAACCAAAACUUUUAGCUAAAGGUUUGAAGGGAGAGGAUCUCGUUAACAAAGUAUCAGACAUUCAUUUUGACGAGGUUUUCUCAACAUAUACUGAACAUCCUCGUCUAAUCAAUGUACUGUCACAAAUCAUCGGACGCGAUAUGAGCGUCAUGAACGGCAUGUUCAUCAACAAACCUCCGGGAAGUACGAGACAUCCGCCACAUCAGGACCUGUAUUACUUUCCGUUCCGGCCAGCGGACAAGAUCAUAGCAGCCUGGACGGCCAUCGACGAUGUCACAGUAGACAACGGAUGUCUUUAUGUUGUACCGAGAUCCCAUAAGAACAAUGUUAUAUACAGACACGGGAACUUACCAGACUCCAACAAGCUGUACCACGGCAUCUUGGAGGCCGCUCCCUGUGAGCCGAGGGUCUGCCUGGAGAUGUCUCCCGGAGACACCGUCUUCUUCCAUCCUCUCAUCGUUCACGGCUCCGGGGAAAAUAGAACACAGGGGUAUCGCAAGUCGAUAACGGCUCACUACGCGAGCACCUCGUGUCACUGUGUGGACGUGAGGGGGACGGUACAGGACGAGCUGGCUCAGGAGCUGGAGCAGGAGGCCAAGAGGAGGGGGAUGGAGAUCAGCUUCCAGGAUCUGUGGCAGUACAAGAGUAAAGUAGUGUCCGGGCCAUCCUCCAAACUGUGAUUUUGACGAUUUUAUAUUAUACUUCGGGCUGAGGAGAUUCUUUAUUUACAAUUGUUUUAUACGGAGCGGAAAUAAACAUAUCGUUAUAUUA
Molecule: messenger RNA, 1268 nt
Organism: Danaus plexippus (monarch butterfly)
Lineage: Eukaryota; Metazoa; Arthropoda; Insecta; Lepidoptera; Nymphalidae
Product: probable phytanoyl-CoA dioxygenase
Exons: 8
Coding region: 317-1177 (286 amino acids)
Biological process (GO): fatty acid alpha-oxidation
Molecular function (GO): phytanoyl-CoA dioxygenase activity
Source: RefSeq, a predicted model, not a curated record